CGUCUCCAUCAUGGCGCUAAGCGAGGCUGUGGCUAGCGGAAGCCCUCUGCUCUGGCCUCGGGUUCUGCUUUUCGGAGACUCCAUCACCCAGUUUUCUUUCCAGCAGGGUGGAUGGGGAGCGUCACUGGCUGACAUGCUGGUCAGAAAAUGUGACGUCCUGAAUCGUGGAUUUUCAGGUUACAACACCAGAUGGGCCAAAAUUAUCCUCCCCAGACUCGUCAGGAAGGGGAGCGGGCUGGAUAGCCCGGUGGCCGUCACAAUUUUCUUUGGUGCCAAUGACAGUGCGCUCAAAGACGAGAACCCCAAGCAGCAUGUGCCCCUGGAGGAGUUCGUGGCGAACCUAAGGAGCAUGGUGCGGUACCUGCGGUCCGUGGACGUGCCUGAGGGCAGGCUCAUCCUCAUCACACCGCCCCCUCUCUGUGAGGCUGCGUGGGCGCAGGAGUGCCUCCAGCAAGGCUGCAAAUUAAAUCGCCUGAACUCAGUUGUUGGUGAAUAUGCCAGGGGCUGUUUACAAGUAGCCCAGGACUGUGGGGCUGAGGCACUCGACCUGUGGACUCUGAUGCAGAAGGACGGUCAGGACUUUUCCUCCUAUUUGUCAGACGGACUACAUUUAUCACCAAAAGGAAAUGAGUUUGUAUUCUCCCAUCUCUGGCCUUUGAUAGAGAAGAAAGUCUCCUCCCUGCCUUUUCUGCUCCCAUACUGGCGAGACAUAGCAGAAGCAAGACCGGAACUCAGUCUCCUGGGAGAUGGGGACCACUAGUCACUGAGAACCAGGUCCUGCUGUCUCUACAGAACAUGAAGUCGCUGGUACACAAAGACCCGAAGAUAAGUGGUUGAAGAAUUUUUUUAAAAACAUUUUAAGUCUUUUGCUCAUGACUCUGGAACAAAAAGUACUAUCUGCCACCAAAAUGAAUAAAAUCAUUAGAAUUUUCUUAGGACAGCUUUUUACCUAGGUACAUCAUGUUUUGAUAAUAAAUAUUUAUUGAUUGA
Messenger RNA from Budorcas taxicolor (takin), 990 nucleotides. RefSeq names its product isoamyl acetate hydrolyzing esterase 1 (putative) (gene IAH1). Bases 11 to 760 code for a protein of 249 amino acids. The record is from RefSeq and is a predicted model, not a curated record. Gene Ontology annotation, molecular function: hydrolase activity, acting on ester bonds. The transcript is spliced from 6 exons. Lineage: Eukaryota; Metazoa; Chordata; Mammalia; Artiodactyla; Bovidae.